Messenger RNA from Owenia fusiformis, 2210 nucleotides. The record is from the annotation of a GenBank genome assembly. NCBI's taxonomy places the organism in Eukaryota, Metazoa, Annelida, Polychaeta, Sabellida, Oweniidae.
CAAAAUAAUGUGGAAUUAUAUUGGAAUAAGAAUGUACACUGUAUACGCUCAUUGUAACCAAAACAAUAUCAAACACUUAAUAUUUCCUAUGACCAAGUGUACUGAGGAUUUAAAAGGAAAGUGAAACCAAAUCUCAAAUAAAGAAACAAAAUGGCUGCUAUACAAUUUUAAAAUCACGUCUAUCAAACUGUAAAGCUAUGAAGCUAUACACAACAUGGAAUUAACAGGACCAUUCCCUAAGCCUAAGGACUAUGACACUUUAAAAGACUACAAAAUACCAACUUCAACCACCAAUGGAAUAGAACGUUUAACAGAAUUUGUGAAAUAUAUUGCAUCUAAAAUUAAUGUCAAGAACAGAUACACAACAGAGCAGCUCAAAGAACACACUGAAUAUGUUGAGAAGUUUGUGAAAGAUUUCUGUAUAGAUUUUGCAAGGCACACUCCUAAAGGUGACUUGUCCAACGAAGGAAAACCUAAUCCAAUUCUUGAAUCUAACAGUAUCAUAAGAAGAGGCAGCUCAUAUGAAGGGACUAAGAUUUUAUCACCAAGUGAAUAUGAUUUCAUUCCAAUCUUUGCGUGGUCAUUUGAUGCAGCAAUCAGCGUGGAGAAGGUGGGGAAAAGGUGUAAGUUGGCAGGCAAAGGAUAUGGUUUCAUCAAUAUAAAACAUGGAGACCUACACCAGAUGUUACCUCCAGCUACCCUAACAAAGAAUCAAACUGAUAAUAGAAGUAUAUCUCAGAGUCAGAUUAUUUCAAGUGCAUUACAGCAUUUACCACUGACUGGACUGAAUCAGUUGUUAGUCCCUACUGGCAAGAUUGUAGAAGAUCAACCUGGUAUGAGUGGAUCAAACAGAUCAUCUCAGAUAUCAUCAUCUUCUGAGACUUUUCCUCAGAGUCAACCUUGUUCAAGUAGUCUGAAUACAUGGGUUCUCAUAGCAUUGAAUAAAGCCAUUGAUUCUUUCCUGAGUGACAGUGAUAGGUAUGAUUACAUUGGUCAGAAAAGUCAUGAUGAAGAUCCCGAGUCCCCAUACCCACAAGGUACCAUCAGUUUACAUGAGAUUACACAUGGUACCUGUGUAUGGUUACGGAUUGGUGCCCCCAUAUGUACAACAGACAUAGAUCUCGCUUAUGCAGUAGAGAAUAUGAGCGAGACCCAGAAAAGGUGUGUUAUGGUGGGUGAGUGGCAUGUGGACUGUUCCAAUUUCACGUGUAAACAUAAAACUCACUGGACUGAGUCACUUAUACAUCCAGGACUCCAUGGCGAUACAAUAGUACACACUUUAUCAACAAAUCACCAUCAUUUAUUCUUGGUGUUAAAAUAUAUCAAUCAUCUGAUUCAAACAAAUCUCAAAACAAAAACAUAUUCGUCUUCAUACUCAUACAAAAUGCUACUUCACCAACAUCAAAGGGGUUGUCAGAAUGAGAAUGUUGGACAAUGCCUUGAGGAUAUAGUGAACCAAUUCUACACAUAUGAAAAACAAUGUAUCGAUACGAUUGAAACAAAUACAUACAAUUAUAAUCACCUGAAGGAAGUACCAGACAUAAAUUAUCCCAAGAGGAUGAUAAAACUUCAUAACUUUGUCGAAUGUGCUGCCCUACUCUGGAUCAUGCAGCAUGUGAAGCACACCACUGACACAUCCUGGUGGGACAUGUUGCUGCAUGAAGACUUCAAACCAAAAGAUUUCAAAGAGGGUCAUAUGCUUUAUUCCCUACUGGACAUAGUGCAACAGGUAGAUAGAUUCAAGUGGAAUAAUAAUCUCAAGAAAGGUUCAGUGAUCGAUGUAGAGUUCCUUCAUGAGGAUAACACUAAGACAGUAUACAGAUGGAUCAAUUAAUGGCUGGGGCCGAGAGUAAGAUUCAGACUUCAUUCCUUGCUGGACAGACAUAGUAGAACAGGUAGAUACAUUCAGGUGGAAUGAAAAUCUCAAGAAUGGCUUAGUGCUUGAUAUAAACUGGCUUCAUGAGGAUAACACUAAGACAGUUUUCAGAUGGAUCAAUGACUGGGGUCCACCAAGUAUCAAUAUUGACAUUGAUUUCUGCUGCUUUCUAUUCUGUUGCUGCUCUCAUUUCUGCUGCUCUCAAAUAAAAGACUAGAUUCUGAUUCUGAGUAGACUCUUUACAUUUGAAAACAUAUCCAGAGAGUUUAUAUGAGAAAUAAUUUUGGAUGUUUUCAUAAGAGUUUCUGGAAACAUGUGAUAAAAGUAAAGAAAG